This is a messenger RNA of Lepisosteus oculatus (spotted gar), 688 nucleotides long. Lineage: Eukaryota; Metazoa; Chordata; Actinopteri; Semionotiformes; Lepisosteidae. The record is from RefSeq and is a predicted model, not a curated record.
CCUGUCUCUCAAGAGCUUACAGGAAGUCCAUUCUGUCUGGUGUCUACAGGAGGGAUGAUGAUGCCAAACUGACUGGAUAAUCCCCGGAGUCUCUGGACUUGGCCCUCCUCUUUAAUCCUACACUGCCAUGGCGACAGAACAAGAGCAGACCCCACCACUCAGUGCGCCGGUUCAGAACCACAACCCCAUUAGGAUUCGCCGGACCAGCAAAAAAGUCACAGACAAGACCCCAGCCUUCCUGAUGGCCCGGUUCCAGGGCGAUGGAGUCCGGUACAAGGCCAAGCUCAUUGGGGUGGAUGAUGUCCCCGAGCCCCAGGGUGACAAAAUGUGUUUGGACUCCAUGAUGAAGCUCAAGGGUCGGGAGGUGGCCGCGCGUCAGCAAGGUCAGCACAAGCAGAGGAUCUGGCUGAAGGUGUCGACCGCGGGGGUGAAAAUCAUGGACGAGAAAUCAGGGCAAGUGGAGCUGGAGCACCCAAUGGAGCAGAUCAGCUUAGUGAAGAAGGAUGAGUUUGAUCCCCGAGCCUUUGCGUACAUCUUCGGACACGAGGGCACCUACAAACUCUUCUUCAUCAAGAUGGCCAAUGCAGCUGAUCCUGUAAUUGAGGACUUCAAAGACGUACGUCAGAUUGUGCCUCUCACCAUGUUGAAUAGGGUGAGAGACAGAAGGCUGUCUUAGUAUUUUUUAUCU